Molecule: messenger RNA, 1803 nt
Organism: Symbiodinium sp. CCMP2456
Lineage: Eukaryota; Dinophyceae; Suessiales; Symbiodiniaceae
Source: the annotation of a GenBank genome assembly
AUGGCUACAACCGGAGCGGAGGAGGUUUUACGGGAAUGGUCAUGUGAAAAGGCUAUUGAGCUGGUUAAGGACCUUGCUCGGUUGGGUUUCUUUGAAAAGAAGAAGUUCGGUGUUUACAGACAUGGUGGAACUGUGGGCUGGCUUACAGGACUUGUCGAGUAUCCUCAAGUGGCAAAAGUACUUACCAAGUUGGUGGUAGAAAUACAGCCAGAUGCUACCUUCACCUCAGUCAUGGUCUCCCACAAUGGCGUGAGGGGAAUGCACAAGGACUUCAACAAUGAUUACAAGACCCAGAACUAUGUCAUCCCAAUCAAUCGCCCUGAAGCAGGUGGUGAGCUAUGGGUUGAGCUGACGGCGGGGGAUAUCGUUAAGGGUGUGAUCGAACGGCGUGAGGUGAAUAGCACAUCCGUGUAUGGUCAGCUACUACCUCUACGACAGGAUCAGUGCAUAAUGUUUGGUCCCAAGAGACGACAUGAAGUCAAUGCGUGGGAGGGUGACAGAACAGUGCUUAUCGCCUAUACACCAAAUUGUUUGGGAAAGUUAUCACAAGACGAUCUUCACGCUCUUCAUGACUAUGGGUUUCCGGUUCCACUUUCUCAACUACCAGAGUUUUCGGGCAACUUGAGUAUUGAAGGCCCGGAGUUGGCCAUCAAGGAAAGGAAGCUGGAAUCACUGACUGAGGAGGAGGACGAUGUGGAAUGGUCAAUGUAUCUGGACUUAGAGCCGGGACUGGUGAAGAUAUUGGAUGCAGCAGCAAGUCAUGAAAGUUGCCCACGGAUGUUAAAGACGGAAGUGAGCUAUACAGCCAGGAUAGAAGAAGUGCUACGUGGACUAAAGGGACCCCUGGACGUUGUGCAUACAGUGAAUCCUGAAGAAGUGUACGCAAACCUACAAGCAUGGCGACCGGCAAUAGAGAAAGAAAUGGCUGGUGUGGAGUUAGCAAUUCAAAGGCUGCUACCAGGUACAGAGGAGAGGCGUACAUGGUUAAACAAGCCAAGGGUGCAAAGGCUACCAAUGAAGUUCGUGUUCACUGUGAAGCCCAACGAUCAGGCGGUUCUGAGCGAUCCAAGGUCGUGGUACAAACGCAAGGCCAGGCUCGUUAUAUGUGGAAACAUGGCGUCCAAUGAUGGAGGCCAAGUGUACACAGAAGCAGCGCCUGCAGAAGCAGUUCGUACAGGACUUACACUGGCGACAAAAAACAGCUGGAGCAUAGCAAUUCUGGAUGUAGUUGCAGCGUUCAUCAAGACACCAUUGGGAAGAUGCAGCUCAGAUCCAGUUGUGGUGGCACAACCGCCAAGGCUACUGGAAACGCUUGGAUUGACUGAGCGUAUGGAGCUGUGGGGACUCAUACGUGCACUAUAUGGACUACGAGAGGCCCCUAUGCUGUGGGGAAAUUUUCGUGAUGAUACGCUACGUGCACUUGGUCCUCCAAGGGGUUUGAAGUGGCAGCAAGGAAGAGCUAUCACCUCGUGGUGGACGUUGAAAAACGCAGAAGGGAAGGUCGAGUUCAUCAUGUUGGUUUAUGUUGAUGACUUUAUGCUGUUUGGUCCGAGGAGACUAGUCCAGGAGAUCGGGGCUCUUAUCAAGAAGGUGUGGGAGACGUCAGAGCUGAGCUUCCUGGGAGAGGGGGAUCCAAUCCGGAUGUUGGAGAUUGUGGUCCUGAGAUGGUGCGGCGUGCGCAGCAAAUUACAGGUGAAGUCUUAUGGGUGUCGCAGCGGACGAGGUCCUGGGGUAUUUGCAACGUACUUCAACCUAUGGGCUCACAGUGUCCUGGAGUGGAACAGGGCUUACUAUGUUCUGUGA